AGAGAGCAGACGGCUGUCCCCGUUCUGCGCCGCCGACCGGCAGAGAAGCAGCGUGCCAGGUAUCAUGACGCACCAAAAAAUUGGGCACUUUGCUUGGACUUCUCUCUCUUGAGUCUACCAUGUGGCGGUGCCCGCGCUGGUUUUAGUCGAGUUUCACCCGCUCCCCUGGAUGGAGCAGCCAUAUGAGACCUAUGGAUCCGCGCUCUGCUGCUGCGUCGCAUCUCUCAAAGUGAGGAGACUCUGUAAAUGUGCGUCCCCCCCUGCUUCACAAACUUGGACCGCUGCCUCUGUUCGUGGCGGACAAAAUCCAGGCUCCUCUCCAGCUCUGCAAACCCCUGUCAUUGCUGACUAACGAUGUUGUGGACGGUGGUGUGACACCACAAAGGGACUGCACAGCCCAGAACUAUCACUAAACUAUCCCCAAAUCAACUUUUUCUUUACGGAUGCAGAUUUGUUUGCCCUGUCUGGGUGGAAGAAGUGCGCUGGGGACAUAUUAAUUAACUGGUAUCUAUCAUUUCACCUGGACUCAUCUGACUGCCCAAAAUCCAACAGUGAUCAGUCUCAAAGGGAUGCGCAAGCGAGCAUGAUGCUCCGCUUUCUUACUUUCUGUCGUUGCUGACGCGCACAUAAGGAGCGAAAUGGGAUUUUAAACUAUGUGGAGUCAUUCCUGAGGACUGAGAAGCUGCUCUCCGCGGGUGCAUGGAGAAGAGCAGCCCGAGGAUGACGGGCGGAACCCGGGAGGCGCCUGUGAACUCCUCUCCGGCGGUGGCGUCCAACGCGGAGGGCGAGGAGAUCGAGGUUUUGGAAAGCACCGACGUCCUCCCCGUGGCCCCAGAGGACCAAUGGAAGUCUCUGUUUGACAAGUAUGACCCAGAGAAUUCGGGCUUCAUCAGUACGGAGCGGUUCAGGGACUUGCUGGCGACCCACGGCUCUGAGCUUGACCCCCACAAACUGGAAGUCCUAUUGGCCCUCGCUGAUGGCAACGCUGACGGAAAGAUCUGCUACCAAGACUUUGUCAACCUGAUGAGUAACAAGCGCUCCAACAGUUUCCGCAGGGCCAUCCUGCAGGGGAGCAGGCAGCUAAAAGGCUGCAGUCUCAGAGAUGAGGCGGGCUUGGGGCUGUCUCAGAGGCUGGUCCGACACGUCGCCUAUGAGACGCUGCCCCGCGAGGUCGACCGCAAGUGGUACUUUGACAGCUAUACCUACUGUCCCCCACCAUGGCUCAUCCUGGCCAUCACCAUUGCUGAGGUGGCCGUGUUCAUGUACUAUGGGUUCCAGCUGGACCGCUUGGUACUGCAGGUGUCCAGCCCGUUUUUCCUAAAGAGCCCCUUACCUUACCACCCCCAGCUCCGUGCCCAGGCCUGGAGGUACCUCAGCUACAUUUUCAUGCACACCGGGAUUGAACAUCUGAGCCUGAAUAUGGCCAUGCAGCUGCUGGUGGGAGUCCCUCUAGAAAUGGUCCAUGGAGCCCUGCGGAUUGGACUGGUCUAUGUGUGUGGUGUGCUGGCAGGGUCUCUGGCGGUUUCUGUCACUGAUAUGACAGCUCCAGUGGUCGGCUCAUCCGGUGGAGUGUACGCUCUGGUCUCAGCACAUUUGGCCAAUGUAGUAAUGAAUUGGUCGGGAAUGAAGUGUCAGUUUAAGUUAUUCCGGAUGGCCAUGGCUCUGGUUUGCAUGAGUGUAGAGUUUGGUCGGGCGGUGUGGCUGCGGUUCUAUCCUCCGGCCUUUCCUCCGUGCCCCAAUCCCAGCUUUGUAGCUCACCUGGGAGGAGUGGUGGUAGGCCUGACGCUUGGCGUGGUGGUCCUGCAGAACUAUGAGCAGCGACUCCAGGAGCAGUCCCUGUUUUGGAUCUUCUUCUGUGUCUACACCUUGUUUGUGCUCUGCGCCAUCUUCUGGAACAUCUUUGCCUACAGCUUGCUUGAUGUGCGACUGCCCCCGCCACCUUGACUUGCUUAUUAGCGGCAGACUAGACACUGUAUCCCCCUUAAUUCCUCUAUUGGUAGAUGCCUGACUGCCUGCCUGGAUGAGUCACCUCAGCCCCUCAUAUUCUGAGCCUUGUCGUGGGGUGAUCAGAGUCAUUCUACAUCCAGCGCUCUGAUGCAGCGAUGCACCGGACAUGCAGCAGGCCUUGCUGCCGGUCUCGUCAUACCUUUUUCAGCCCACCUGCUCCCUUUGUGGGUUAAGCCUUGCCAUCAUUUCCGCUUACCAUUACAAGCUAACCUCCAUCUGCUCUUUGUCUACAUCUCUGUUGGACAUGUGUCUCAUGAGUACCAUGAGUAUCAGCCAGUGGGACUUUUGUUGACAACACUGUGUUGACAAAUGUGAAGCCUCGGAUCUAACACAACAGGAGCUGUCCUGUCGACAUGGCUUAACCUCCUCUGCCUCUUCCUCCUCAAUCCAACGGUGCCUUCUCAUGGAGACGUCAGCCUGGUGAAAGUAUUUCUGCACAGUUGCCUCUUGUGUGGGGUGACGGCAGUGAAACCCUGCAGUAUAAACUGUUUUCAGACAGAAGAGUUCCUGAAAAUCCUGUAAUCUGCCUGCGCCCUCAUCAUCAGUAAAUGAAGAAUAAGGUCAUAGGAGAAUUUAGGCUUAGUUGGUGUUUUGUCAUCAUUACAAGCAGCUCAUAAGCAUGAGAGGUUUAGAUUAAACCAACAGCAAGAUAGCUAAACCUCUCCACAUUUGAAGGGAGCAUGUGUAUCGUCUAUGGCAACCUUCAGAAGUUAUUACCAAUUUACCUUUGAAGGAAAGUGUGGGUUUCUAUUCAGUGUUGCCUUCAGCAUUUGGCACUUCCCCAGAGAAGGAUUAAUUUGUGUUCAGCACUAUUUGAACCUCCAACUUGUGUCUUUUAACUUUUUUCGUGUGUGUGUGCAAGUAGUGUGACAAUUGUACCAUUGUGCGUACAGAAGAAGAAAGAAGCAGAAGUGCCAUUCAGACUUUUAAGCUUUCAGAAAUGAUGCCAAAACAUUGCUACGAGCACUGAAGGGGAGAGCACAUCCCCUGACAAGAAUUGCUUUUGUGCAAGCAAAAUGAAUCUAAUUUUGUCUUUAUGGAGUCGGUCAUAUGUAACAGAAUAUGUUCAAGAUCUCUAAAGAACACUGACACCCUUGGGAGAACCCAGAAAUGCAGCAAAAUUGUCAUUUUGUUGUCCCCUCUGGGCGUUUGCAGUGAUUUUUGCAAUCUGUUUAAAACUGCGAAGAUGUGACAGAAGUUUAUUUAUUGAUUUUUUUUUUUUUUUUAUUGGUGGAUUAAGGCAAAGUGGGAUUAGACUAAUGAAAACAUUCACCAGUGGGGGCAGCUGGGUCAUUCUGAAUAAGUCUUUUUCUCAUUACCAAACGUAGAAGAGCACACAUGCCUGACCUCGACUACAUCUGGGCUGGGGUCGUUUCAUUCUCAUAUAAGGAGGCAGUGGAAGGAAAGAAGUAAAUCAAUGCUCCCUCAUUAGUUCCUGUCACAAUGUAAAUUGUUAAUUGAUGUAACCGGGACAGAAAACGACCCCUGCCCCAAGCUGUAAGUCUCAAACUGUACUGUACUUUAACCUCAUGUUACGCUGGUAACUGCUUCGCACAAACAUUAUUAUAAUGUAAUUAUAUACAGAUUAAUAUUUUAACAUGCAUUCGCUGUUGAUUUUUUUUUUACUUGGUGAUAUUGGUAUGUUGUGUGAAUUGUUUGUUCAGUCUGCAUUGUGAUACCUUAGCUAUAUCCUGUAUGUAUCCUAUUUAAGAAUUGGUUAAAGAUGGUCUGGGGUUGUAUAUAAUAAGGGCUAUGACACAAAAGUGAGUGAGGGGUAAAUCGCUGAUAAUAUUUUAACAAUGUGCAUAUUUUGUAGAUUUGAUAUGUACAUACUGGAGUACAUUAAACAGUU
This is a messenger RNA of Epinephelus lanceolatus (giant grouper), 3859 nucleotides long. RefSeq names its product rhomboid, veinlet-like 3 (Drosophila) (gene rhbdl3). Gene Ontology annotation, molecular function: calcium ion binding; serine-type endopeptidase activity. Gene Ontology annotation, cellular component: membrane. The record is from RefSeq and is a predicted model, not a curated record. NCBI's taxonomy places the organism in Eukaryota, Metazoa, Chordata, Actinopteri, Perciformes, Serranidae.